UUAAAAAAAAUAAAAACAAUCCGGUCAGCCAUCAGCUCACGUCACCGUCGACCAAUUCCCGGCGAUUAUAAUCAAAAUCUUCAAUUAAUUGAGAUUAAUUCAAACUAAAAACUUCAAAACUACUAAUCACCUGAUCAAUUCACCAUGUUAGCCAAGCUCUUCCACAAGAACACCGCGCAGCAACCACAACAGCCACCGCCACCGUCACCGUCACCGCUACCUGACCAGCCGGAAACUUCCAAGGAACCGGCGGAGCAAGAGGAGGAUAAUUUGGGAAUAGGAAAAUUGAGAAGUGAAGAUAUAAAUCCGACGGUUGAUGUUCACUAUGGAAUUCCAUCAACGGCAUCAGUUUUAGCUUUUGAUCCGAUUCAAAGCUUGUUAGCUAUCGGAACUCUGGAUGGUAGGAUAAAAGUGAUUGGUGGUGAUAACAUUGAAGGAUUACUUGUAUCUCCUAAGCAACUGCCUUUUAAGAAUUUGGAGUUUCUACAAAACCGAGGUUUUCUAGUCAGUAUUACAGCUGAAAAUGAAAUUCAGGUGUGGGAUUUGGAGCAAAGGAAACUGGCUUCGAGUUUACAAUGGGAGUCUACUAUAACUGCAUUCUCGAUUAUUUGUGGCUCAUGUUACAUGUAUGUUGGCGAUGAGUAUGGAAUGGUGUCUGUGUUGACAUAUGAUGAAGAAGAAAUAAAACUUGUACAACUUCCUUACUAUGUUCCCCAAGAUGCAAUAGCUGAAGCAUCUGGGGUGUCCUCACUUAAUCAUCAGUCUGUUGUUGGGCUUCUCCCUCAACCUGCAUCUCAAGGAAAUAGACUGUUGAUUGCAUAUGAUGAUGGAUUAAUUAUUCUCUGGGAUGCUUCUGAAGAUAAAGUCAUUUUAACUAAAGGCAAUAAAGAUCUUCAAUUGAAGACUAAAUCAGUGGAUGACUUUCAUAAUGGCACAGGCCAUGAGCUCUCUGAUGAUAUAUCAGAAUACGAACAAUCUGAUAAAGAAAUAAGUGCUCUCUGUUGGGCAUCUAGUGAUGGAUCAGUUCUUGCUGUUGGAUAUGUCGAUGGAGACAUAAUGUUCUGGAGCUUAUCAACUUCUUCUCAUACUGAUGAGAUGUCUGAAAAAUCAUCGAAUGAUGUUGUUAAGCUGCAACUAUCCUCAGCUUCCAGAAGACUCCCUGUAAUUGUUUUACAUUGGUCUGCGGACAGUCCACAAAAUGAUGGCCACAGUCAACUCUUUGUCUAUGGUGGAGAUGCAAUUGGGUCUGAAGAAGUCCUAACAAUAUUGAGUAUUGAUUGGUCUUCUGGAAUAAAAAAUCUCAAGUGCAUCGGGCGUGUGGAUCUUACUCUCAAUGGGACUUUUGCUGAUAUGAUUUUGCUAAGAAAUGACGGUGUAAGCGAAACCAGAGGGACCUUAGUAUUGACAAACCCAGGACAGCUGCAUUUUUAUGAUGAUGCUAGCUUUGCUUGCUUAUCCCAGCAACAGAAGCAAAAUUCUGUUCCUUCAAUCCAGUCCCCUAUGGUCAUACCUACUGUUGAACCAUACAUGACUGUUGGAAGGCUAGGUUCGGUAUAUAGCGAUGGGAAGCUUUCAAAAGCUCUUUCUAAGACAGUAUCUGCAGCAAAAGUCCAGGCAGCACAUGCACGUAGAAGUAUGACUUGGCCAUUGACUGGUGGCGUCCCCAGUCUACCUCACAACACUGAAAAUUAUCAGGUUGAGAGAUUAUAUAUAGCCGGUUACCAAGAUGGUUCUGUUAGGAUAUGGGAUGCCACAAAUCCAAUCUUUGCACCUGUUUACGUUUUAGGACCUGAGAUGAAAGGUAUCGACAUUGCUGGUACAGCUGCAUCAAUAUCUGAAUUGGACUUUUGCUCAUUCACUUUAAGUUUAGCUAUUGGCAAUGAACUUGGUAUGGUUCUUCUAUAUAAACUAAUUGGGGACACUAAUGAAACAAGUUUGCACUUGGUCAAGGAAUCUGGAAAAGAAGUGCACACAACGCAUCAAGAAAAUGGACCUCAAUGCAUAGCUGUCUUUUCCUUCUCUAAUUCUCCCGUUAGCUGUUUACAAUUCGCUAACUUCGGUUCCAGACUUGCUGUGGGAUUUCACUGUGGCAAGGUAGCAAUGCUUGAUAUAAGCACGUUAUCGGUAAUAUUUGUCAUCGAUACUGUCUCCAACUCAGAAUCACCUGUAAAGUCUCUGGCUGUAAAAUCAUUUCCGGGUACUUCUACAGAGGAUAUUGAGCCUAAAAGCAAGGCCGAUCAUGUAAAGUCAGAAUUAGUAGUUAUGACCAAAGAUGCACAGUUUGUUACUGUAGAUGGCAGCUCUGGUACCAUAAUCAGCUCUCAAUCACUACAAUCUGAAAGGGAUUUAAAUGUAAUUUCUAUGCAUAUCAUAGAGGACUUGAUCUCUGAUAUGUCCAACGAAAAACAACUGAAUGUGAUUCCAAACAGCGAAGCAAAUAGUGAAACUGACCCAGGUGUCAUUCACUUUGGAACUACACUUAAAAUCGACCCUGAAACAUCAUAUUCCUCACAGAGGAUAGAGAACUGUCUUCUUCUGCUUUGUUUUGAGGAUGAAUUACACUUACAUCAUUUUAAGUCUCUGCAUGAGGGUGAUACCAACCCUAUUCGGAAGGUGAAUCUUUCGAAACCAUGCUGUUGGGCUACAACCUUUAAGAAAAAUGAUAAAGAGUGUGGGCUCAUUGUUCUCUAUCAGACUGGAUCCAUUGAAAUAAGAUCUUUGGUAGAUCUUGAAGUGAUCCGAGAGAACUCUUUAAUGUCAAUUCUAAGGUGGAGCUUUAAGCCUAAUAUGGAGAAAACGAUAUGCUCGUCCGAUACUGCGGAGAUUCUGCUGGUGAAUGCAUGCGAAUUUUCUUUUAUUUCUCUUUUGGCAUGCGGAAAAAAGUUCAGGUUUUCAGAGUCAUUACCUUGCCUUCAUGACAAAGUCCUCGCAGCUGCUGCUGAUGCUGCUAUGAGUUUAUCUCCCACUCAUCAGAAAACACAGGAUUUUCCCUCUGGUAUUUUAGGCGGUUUUAUUAAGGGCUUACAAGCGGGUAAAGUUGAGCGCAACGCGGAUCACCUGGAAAUUUAUAAGAAUAACUUGGCUCAUUUAGAGAGCAUAUUUUUGAAUCCCCCAUACUUGAAGCCUUAUGCGGACAUCAUAUCAGAUGAUCCAAAAGUCUUGCAGCUGAAUAUAGACGACAUUGACAUUGAUGAACCGCUGGUUGUCCAAUAUUCUCCAGAGAUGAGUAAAAAAGCUACAAAAGAUAAACGAACAGAGAAGAAUAAGUUAUUUGAGGGGGCUACUAGUGAUUCAAAUCCGAAACCUAGAACAGCUGAAGAAAUUAAGGCCAAAUAUCGGAAGGAGGAUCCUGCUACUGCUGCUUUGCGUGCAAGAGAGAAGCUUGCGGAGCGUGGAGAAAAACUUGAGAGGCUCAGCCAACGUACGGAGGAGCUUCAAAACGGAGCUGAGAACUUCGCGUCAAUGGCGAGCGAACUCGCCAAACAAAUGGAGAAACGUAAGUGGUGGAACCUAUGAUAAUUUGAUCCUAAUGAAUUUUUCCUGGAUUCAUUUGUAAAGAUUACAUAUUCCUUUAUUAUGUUUAUUACACUACUCAUUUGUAUACAUGGAGAUGUGUCGAAGUAAAUUCUCCAUACACAUAAACUAGUCUUAUCCCUGUUUUUCACAUUGUAUAUUAUUUUCAAUUGGGUGGGAAAUCCGAACGUAUUUACUUGUAACCUGUGUUAACACGAAUAUUUGUAGAGUUUUACGUCACA
This is a messenger RNA of Mercurialis annua (annual mercury), 3755 nucleotides long. RefSeq lists its product as uncharacterized. The transcript is spliced from 24 exons. Bases 145 to 3516 code for a protein of 1123 amino acids. Gene Ontology annotation, cellular component: plasma membrane; cytoplasm. Lineage: Eukaryota; Viridiplantae; Streptophyta; Magnoliopsida; Malpighiales; Euphorbiaceae. Gene Ontology annotation, biological process: regulation of exocytosis. The record is from RefSeq and is a predicted model, not a curated record. Gene Ontology annotation, molecular function: myosin II binding; GTPase activator activity; syntaxin binding.